AUGUCGUCCCACGAUGGCACGCGCUCCAUGCGCCAGUCGAAACGGUACUCCGUGACCGCCCUCUACCUGUCCAUGUCCGCGAAGGAGAAGGAUUUGGAAAUUGAAGACGAUCUUGCAAGAGCCCAGAAAGCAUUGCGGGAACUCAAGUCAAGGAUAUCUUCGCAAUCGAAGAAGAACUUCGUUCUCGAAAAGGACGUGAGGUAUCUAGACUCUCGUAUUGCGUUGUUGAUUCAAAACCGCAUGGCUCUGGAGGAGCAAAACGAAGUUGCUAGCCACCUCGACGAUUCGACCGAGUUGCAGGAGGGUUUCUUUCCGAACGAUGAGAAGACCCAAAAGUACGGAAAUCUGUUGUUUCUCCUCCAGUCCGAGCCUCGCCACAUCGCACAUCUGUGUAGACUCGUUUCCAUGGCCGAAAUCGAUUCGCUUCUCCAGACGGUUAUGUUCACGAUCUAUGGAAACCAGUACGAAAGCAGAGAAGAGCAUCUUCUGCUCACUAUGUUCCAGUCCGUCCUUACCCACCAGUUUGAACAUACCCAAGAUUACUCGUCCCUCCUGCGAGCGAACACCCCGGUUUCCAGAAUGAUGACCACGUACACUCGGAGAGGUCCCGGUCAAAGCUACCUCAAAGUUGUCCUCGCAGAGCGCAUCAACUCCCUCAUUGAGUUGAGAGAUCUUGAUCUGGAGAUCAACCCUCUCAAGGUUUAUGAAAAGAUGAUCCAAGAAAUCGAGGACAGCGAGGGCAACCUUCCUGCGCAUCUCCCCCGGGGUGUCACGGCAGAGCAGGCGGCGGAGAAUGAGACCGUUCAGCAAAUCAUUGCACCCCGGUUGACCAUGUUGAUGGAAAUUGCCAACUCAUUCCUUACCACAAUCAUUGAAGGGCUCGACGAGACUCCCUACGGAAUCCGGUGGAUUUGCAAGCAGAUUCGCAGUCUGUCAAAACGAAAGUACCCGGAUGCUUCAGACCACACGAUUUGCACACUGAUCGGCGGCUUCUUUUUCCUCCGUUUCAUCAACCCGGCCAUUGUUACUCCGAGGUCCUACAUGUUGAUCGACGCCACGCCGGCAGAAAACCCGAAGCGCACGCUUACGUAUAUUGCAAAGAUGCUCCAGAAUCUGGCCAACAAGCCUUCCUACGCCAAGGAGCCGUACAUGGUCAAACUGGCACCGUUUCUUCAGCAGAACAAGGAGCGUAUCAACAAGUUCAUGCUGGAUCUUUGUGAAGUUCAGGAUUUCUACGAGAGCUUGGAAAUGGAUAACUACGUGGCGCUGUCAAAGAAAGAUCUCGAGUUGUCUAUUACUUUGAACGAAGUCUACGCAACGCACUCUCUGCUUGAGCGUCACGCUAUAGAGCUAACCAAAGACGAGAAUUCCCACCUGGCGGUCUUGCUACAGGAACUUGGAGCAGCACCAGCUCAGCUUCCUAGAAAAGAAAACAGAGCCAUCAACCUGCCGCUGUUUAGCAAGUGGGAGACACCCAUCGAUGAUCUCACGGCUGCUCUCGAUAUCACCCAAGAUGAGGUCUAUUUCAUGGAAGCCAAGUCUACUUUCGUGAUGAUCCUGCGGUCCCUUCCUCAGAACACUUCCAUCACCCGCAGGCCACUUCGUCUAGACCGGAUAGCAGAAGCCGCAGCAACAACGAAGAAUGACUCAGUCAUGGUCAAGAAGGGAAUCCGUGCCAUGGAGCUGCUCAACCAGUUACAAGAGACUGGUGUUAUCGACAAAGAGGAUGGAUUCGCGCUUCUGCGUGACGAGAUCGAACAGGAAUUGGUGCAUCUUGGCUCGCUGAAGGACAAGGUGUUGGAGGAGACACGGAAGUUGGAAGAAGUCUUCAAGACAAUCCGCGACCACAACGCGUACUUGGUGGGCCAACUGGAGACAUACAAGUCUUACUUGCACAAUGUUCGAAGCCAGUCCGAGGGCAAGUCGCGGAAGCAGCAGAAGCAUCAGGUGCUUGGCCCGUACAAAUUCACACACCAGCAGUUGGAGAAGGAGGGGGUCAUUCAAAAGAGCAACGUUCCGGAAAACAGAAGGGCCAACAUUUAUUUCAACUUCACCAGCCCGCUGCCUGGUACCUUCGUCAUUUCCCUGCACUACAAGGGGCGCAACCGAGGUCUGCUGGAACUCGACCUCAAGCUUGACGAUCUUUUGGAGAUGCAGAAGGACAACCAAGAAGACCUCGAUCUGGAGUACGUGCAGUUCAACGUUACAAAGGUGCUGACGCUGCUCAACAAGCGCUUCGCGCGGAAGAACAAGGGCUGGUAA
Diplodia corticola is the source of this 2262-nucleotide messenger RNA. RefSeq names its product gtpase-activator protein for ras-like gtpase containing protein. The record is from RefSeq and is a predicted model, not a curated record. Bases 1 to 2262 code for a protein of 753 amino acids. Gene Ontology annotation, biological process: regulation of actin cytoskeleton organization; regulation of GTPase activity. Gene Ontology annotation, molecular function: protein binding; GTPase activator activity. The transcript has 6 exons. NCBI's taxonomy places the organism in Eukaryota, Fungi, Ascomycota, Dothideomycetes, Botryosphaeriales, Botryosphaeriaceae. Gene Ontology annotation, cellular component: cell cortex.